Molecule: messenger RNA, 907 nt
Organism: Eptesicus fuscus (big brown bat)
Lineage: Eukaryota; Metazoa; Chordata; Mammalia; Chiroptera; Vespertilionidae
Gene: FTL
Product: ferritin light chain
Exons: 4
Coding region: 214-741 (175 amino acids)
Biological process (GO): iron ion transport; intracellular iron ion homeostasis
Cellular component (GO): cytoplasm
Molecular function (GO): ferrous iron binding; ferric iron binding
Source: RefSeq, a predicted model, not a curated record
GCUGCUGGCCACGGCCUCGCGCAGCGCACUCGGAGGUCCCGGAUCUGUCUCUUGCUUCAACAGUGUUUGGACGGAACAGACCCAGGGACGCCCGUUCUUCCAGCCCCCGGACUCUCCUUCGUCUCAUCCAGCCACCACCUUCAGCACCACCUCCGGGACCAGCCAACACACCGGUUUUUUUUUUCUACCUUAACUCCUCAUCGCUGAACAGCCAUGAGCUCCCAAAUCCGUCAGAAUUAUUCCACCGAGGUGGAGGCUGCGGUCAAUCGCCUGGCCAACCUGCACCUUCGGGCCUCCUACACCUACCUCUCUCUGGGCUACUAUUUCGACCGGGACGAUGUGGCUCUGGAGGGCGUGGGCCACUUCUUCCGCGAGUUGGCGGAGAAGAAGCACGAGGGCGCGGAGCAUUUCUUAAAGUUGCAAAACAAGCGGGGCGGCCGCAUUCUCUUCCAGGACGUGCAGAAACCUUCCCAGGAUGACUGGGCCAAAACUCAGGACGCCAUGGAAGCCGCCCUGGCCUUGGAGAAGAGCCUGAACCAGGCCCUUUUGGACCUGCAUGCCCUGGCUUCUACCCGUGCAGACCCUCACGUCUGCGACUUCCUGGAGAACCACUUCCUGGAUGAGGAGGUGAAACUGAUCAAGAAGAUGGGCGACCACCUGACUAACAUCCGCAGGCUGGCCGGCCCCCAGGCUGGGCUGGGCGAGUAUCUCUUCGAAAGGCUCACCCUCAAGCACGACUAGGAGCCUUUGGAGCCCAGAGGCCUUUCCGAGGCCCCCCCACUGCAUCCCCCUGGUGUCUCUGGCUUUUAGCUGAGCCUCUCCCCGAAACUACUAGCCAUUCUUUUGACCACCCUGGAGCCCUCUCCCCUGCAUUGGACCAAAUGAAACAAUAAAGCUUUUUGCAGCA